This is a messenger RNA of Clunio marinus, 546 nucleotides long. Lineage: Eukaryota; Metazoa; Arthropoda; Insecta; Diptera; Chironomidae. The record is from the annotation of a GenBank genome assembly.
AUGAUAAACAAAAAGCUUUUAAAAGAGCAAGAAAAGUUUUCAAUUCAUUUGAGAGUAGAACUUUUAGGGUUGAAAAAUAAUGCAAAUUCGAGUGAAAAAGAUCAUUCCGAACGCUGUAAAAUGAAAAGCAUUCAAAACUUUCUUGUCCAUUUUCAUCUCCACUUUUGGUUGAUGUUGGGGUCUGAGUUUGAGUGGGUGGUCGAUUGGUUGCUCGGGUGUUGUUUAAGUGGGAAGACUUUAGUGCAAUUGGAGGUCUUAUCAGACGACAAAGAUCGGAAAAUUGCAAGAAGGAAAACAAAUAUUUUCAUAAAUAACAAACGAUGGGGGAAACAUUUGAUAUAUUCAGAUGGUGGAGAAAGACGACACCAAACGAAACACCGAGAUAAAGAUGGCAAUUACGCAAUAAAUAAAUUGCUUUUGCCACCUCUUGAAGAUGUUUCAUUGUCUCUGACAAUAAAAAGUGGUGCUUCGAUGAUGAAUCUCUUCUUUUUUGCUACUCUCGUUCACUCGUGUUUGCUGACUAUGGACUGUGGUGUUACCCAAUGA